Messenger RNA from Pongo pygmaeus (Bornean orangutan), 2137 nucleotides. It is a transcript of the gene PINLYP, whose product is annotated as phospholipase A2 inhibitor and LY6/PLAUR domain containing. The record is from RefSeq and is a predicted model, not a curated record. Gene Ontology annotation, cellular component: extracellular region. Lineage: Eukaryota; Metazoa; Chordata; Mammalia; Primates; Hominidae. The transcript is spliced from 7 exons. Gene Ontology annotation, molecular function: phospholipase inhibitor activity. The coding region runs from base 1353 to 2039 and encodes 228 amino acids.
GACGCCGGAACGUCCCUAAUUCAACAUCUCUCCACAAUUCACUUUUAGCCUCCUGGAAAUUCCCCCAUGACUCUCCUUAGACUUCCAAGAGAACCCCAAAAUUUAUUUUAAGAGCUAUCCUCAUUAAUUCCCUCACGUCUUCCAACCUCCCCCAUGCAGGUCCCUCACCGAGUCCUGGCUGCUGCAGGACACGACAUGGCGGAGGCGGAUCUCCGGCAUGUCAACGUCGUGGGCUUCGCCUGGCCAGAAGGAUGAGGUAGGGUAUGGGGUCCGAGGGGCAGGGAGGGUGGGAGGGGGUGGGGUGCGCCCUGCGCGGGCUAAAGUGCGCAAGCGCGCGAGGCUCGGGCCUUUCAAACCCCGGCGCGCCGGCGCCGGCGUCGACACUGCGCAAGCCCAGUCGCGCCUCUCGUUCCUUAGCAACGAGCGUUUCCUCCAGCCCCGCCUCCCUCCGCCCACACAACCCCGCUCUAGCCUCGCCUCCCAAUGGCGUCCGAACCCUGCUUUCUGGGAGCCUAGCAACAGAAGCGACCUCCGGGAUUGGUGUCUAGAAGAAAUUCGCCAUUCUCAUUGGACGAUGGAGUCACCGCCCACACUGAAGCCGAGAAAGCAAAUCUUUUUGCUGUAUUAUUAUUAUUUUUUUUUUUUUAAUUUUUUGUUGAGACAGGGUCUUGCUCUCUCACCCAGGAUGGAGUGCAGUGGCAGGAUCUCGGCUUUCUGCAACCUCUGUCUCCUGGGGCCAAGGGAUCCUCCCACUUCAGCCUCCUAAGUAGCUGGGAUUACACGCACGCGCCACCACAUUCGGCUAAUUUUUGUAUUUUUUGUGGAGACAUGGGGUGAGGGGGCGGCGGGUCUUGCCAUGUUGCCCAGACUGGUCUCGAACUCCUGAGCUCAAGCGAUCCACCUGCCUCGGCCUCUCAAAAUGCUGGAACUACAGGCAUGAGCGACCGCGCUGGGCUAGGACAGCAAAUCUGAGUGAAUUUUCGUAGUUUCGUAGGGAACCUGGAUUCUACGCAACAGGAUCUCCUCAAAUGGCUCAGGUCCCUUGGAGACCCAAGGGUGCAGCCCUGGGUGGGGUCGCAGCUGGAGACAGCCCAAACACACAAGGAAUGUGAGCCAAGCACAUGAAGAGAGGGGAAGGGAGACAAGGCACCCCGCACCCGCAGGACCAGCCUGGACAUGCUGGGUGCUCCAAGGUGGGGCCCUACCCACACUGGGUGCUUCCUUGGGAGGAGAGGGGAAGAGAGAGAAGGAGAGGGAAUCCCAGUUCUUGCAGCCACUGGGAAUCAAGAGGCCCAACUCCGUCUUGGUCUUCAAGCAAACAAACAAACAACAAUGGGCCGUGGGAAGGGUGAAUGUGGGUCCAGACCCGCCCCUCCUCAGCUUCCUAUAAAAGCUGGGGACCAAGUACUGCUGAUACACACACCAUGAGGCCCUCCAGGAGACCAAGGACCUUUCUGCUGGCCUUUGUGCUGCUCUGCACCCUCCUGGGUUUUGGGUGCCCACUACACUGCGAAAUAUGUACAGCGGCGGGGAGCAGGUGCCAUGGCCAAAUGAAGACCUGCAGCAGUGACAAGGAUGCAUGUGUGCUCCUGGUGGGGAAGGCUACUUCAAAGGGCAAGGAGUUGGUGCACACCUACAAGGGCUGCAUCAGGUCCCAGGACUGCUACUCUGGCGUCAUAUCCACCACCAUGGGCCCCAAGGACCACAUGGUAACCAGCUCCUUCUGCUGCCAGAGCGACGGCUGCAACAGUGCCUUUUUGUCUGUUCCCUUGACCAAUCUUACUGAGAAUGGCCUGAUGUGCCCCGCCUGCACUGCAAGCUUCAGGGACAAAUGCAUGGGGCCCAUGACCCACUGUACUGGAAAGGAAAACCACUGCGUCUCCUUAUCUGGACACGUGCAGGCUGGUAUCUUCAAACCCAGAUUUGCUAUGCGGGGCUGUGCUACAGAGAGUAUGUGCUUCACCAAGCCUGGUGCUGAAGUGCCCACAGGCACCCAUGUCCUCUUCCUCCAACAUAUAGAGUGCACUCACUCCCCCUGAAAAGCUAUCUGAACAGAGGAAGAUAUAUGUAGUGUGAAGUCCCCAUUUGUCCUCAGCCUGUAACUCCCCAUGUGCCUAUAAAGAAGUUAAUGGAGCAA